AUGACGAUUAUGAUGAUUGCCGAAAGUGAUGAUUGGCGAGAGAUGCGGCGGGUGCGAUUGAAGCAUGAAUUCAGAGAGAUUGAAGAAGUGAAGGAUGAAGAUUCAAGAGCGAAUCAUUCUGAGUUUGUUACAGCUUUAUCCCCAUUAGACGGCCGUUACAGGGAAAAAGUUAAAGACUUGGCUCCUAUCAUGGGUGAAUAUGGACUCAAUUACUAUAGGGUCAUUUUUGAGAUUAAAUGGCUGAUGAAGCUUUCUGAGAUUAGUGAAAUUUCAGAAGUACCUCCUUUUAGUGAAGAUGCUAAGUAUUUCUUACAAGGUUUGAUUGACGACUUUGGUGAAGCUUAUGUUAACGAGAUUAAAAGAUUUGAGAAGAUUACAAAUCACGAUGUUAAAGCUGUAGAGUAUUUCUUGAAACAGAAGUGCCAGUCAAAUGCUGAAAUUCCUAAGGUGCUUGAAUUUUUUCACUUUGCAUGCACAUCUGAGGAUAUAAAUAACCUUGCUCAUGCCUUGAUAUUGAAAGAAGCGAUGAAUUCUGUUAUCUUUCCUGCCAUGGAUAAAAUAAUCAAAGCUUUGUGUACAAUGGCCAAAAAUGCUCAUAUCUCAAUGCUUUCUCGCACUCAUGGACAGCCAGCUUCACUGACUACUUUAGGGAAGGAAAUGGCGAUAUUUGUUGUGAGGCUAAGUAGAGAAAGGAAGGAACUGUCUCAAGUUGCGAUUUUGGGGAAAUUUCUUAGGGAGCAAAUCAAACCUGAUACCUCAUCGGACUCUAGUCAGUUUGACAUUAGAGAAGAGGAUCAAAACUAUAAUUACUACCAUUAA
Vicia villosa (hairy vetch) is the source of this 819-nucleotide messenger RNA. RefSeq lists its product as uncharacterized. NCBI's taxonomy places the organism in Eukaryota, Viridiplantae, Streptophyta, Magnoliopsida, Fabales, Fabaceae. The coding region runs from base 1 to 819 and encodes 272 amino acids. Gene Ontology annotation, molecular function: catalytic activity. The record is from RefSeq and is a predicted model, not a curated record. The transcript is spliced from 6 exons.